AUGGCACAUUUGGUGGAAAACGGUAUCAUCAACGAUGGCAGUUGGCAAAUUUCAAUUCUUGUCACCGAUCUGAAUAUCCAGCGACAUUUGUUCGUCACCGGAACACUGCACAUUGGCGGCUUGAUGCUUCGGCUUGUCGAUGAUAUCGAUGUGACGCGAGACUGGAGUGACCAUGCACUUUGGUGGCCCGAAAAGAGGCGUUGGUUGACACACACGCGAAGCACACUCGAUCAGAUUGGCAUCACUGCUAAUUGCAACUUAGAAUUCACUCCACAGCACAAACUUGCAAAGUUUGUUUUUUUUUUCCACACAGAUUUUUUUUUAUAA
This is a messenger RNA of Gongylonema pulchrum, 327 nucleotides long. The record is from the annotation of a GenBank genome assembly. NCBI's taxonomy places the organism in Eukaryota, Metazoa, Nematoda, Chromadorea, Rhabditida, Gongylonematidae.